This is a messenger RNA of Pogonomyrmex barbatus (red harvester ant), 5522 nucleotides long. RefSeq lists its product as uncharacterized. The record is from RefSeq and is a predicted model, not a curated record. NCBI's taxonomy places the organism in Eukaryota, Metazoa, Arthropoda, Insecta, Hymenoptera, Formicidae.
GCCGCAUUUCGCCGCGGACGGUUCGAUAAAAAUCAGUCGUCGCUCGCAUCGGUGGCUGGGCUUCGUUUGAUUAGGGGUAGUCUCGUGGCUGUGCUCCGUGGGGGUGUCUCCGUCUGUCUUUUCCUCGUCGACGACACACGAGUGGCGUAUCCAAGAGCGGACGGCGAGCGGGACUCUCCCUCGGUGCCGUGACAGGAUCCACGGCUAGUCACGGCCCCCUGGAAUCUCGUAGUCGGUGAGUCGCGUGGAAUGAUAAAUGGUAGCCACCAGCAGCAUGGUAUAUGAGGAGAUAGUCGGUAUACGGGGCAGCUGACCCCAGCCACCGCGCACGCUUUUCACGCGCGAGAUGCCCCACAAUCUAAACUCAGUUUCUGCCAACUCCGCCAAUACGGGACCGAAUCAUCAAGCCUAUCCCCAGCAACCGUACCACCGGGAGAACGCAGAUGGACUCCAGCCCGAGAAAGAACCGGUGGAAUUCGACACGUCGCAUCUGCGAGGUGCCCCAGCGGAGGUCGAGGCGUUGGUACACAACAUCAAGGAAGUCGCCCAGCAAUUCCUCUACCAUUGGCGAACGUUCCCAAUCGUCCUACCCCCGCCGUUGUCCUCGUGCACCGAGGGGGAGGAUACGUUGGCGCGAAAGAAGUACCAUCUGAGGGAUCUCUUCGUAGCGCCCAGCUUUGACGAGCUGGACGCGGUCGCCGUGGACAGCAAGGGUGAGCCCAGAAGACUGACCAACAAGCAAUUGGAGAGUAUCAGGGAGCGGGGCUUACACAAGGAUAAAUAUGGAAAGCCGAAGAAGCUGAAUGCCACUCAGUUGGAGAGCAUUCGAAGAUGCGGAGAGUUCGAAGUGGACUCGAUCAACUUCGCCGGGCAGACUCACCGAUGGCGAUUGAGCGGUCUCCUGCAGCGCGGCCGGGACAGACGGCGGGACGCGUUGCUCACAGAUCUCGCCCUGGCGACUAGGUUUCUCGUUGUAACGGCAAAGGCUAGAUUAGUUUCCCAUUGCUUCAGUGUUUCACAAUCCCUUAAAGCCCUAUUAACGGGGCUGUUGCGACUUCUCGACAUAAUAAUCGGCGUACCGUCGCUCCAGGCACACAAUCUAGACGCUAAAAUUAGGGAGGAGCGCUGCCGGUAUCUGGUGGCGGAAUUGGUCUGCAGGCCGGAAUAUGAAGACUCUUUGGAGCUACUUUGUGGAUUUAUACGGAAGCAGCUUCGUCGGGCGACCACGGAAAAGUUCGAAGUGGAAAGAGAAUCGUCCCAGCUGUUGCCCGUUUCAAUUCCUUUCGUAUUUGGGACACCGGGCGGGGCCGCGGUUGAUCUCAGAUUGUUCAGUAGGGACAUAAUCAGGAAGGCUCUGCCGACGCUCGUUGCGAUUCUGGAGAGAGAGACAAGAGGCUGGUUCCUUCACUUUAGAGAAAGACUGAUAUCCGAAUUGAGAGCACAAAAGAAGCCGGACGAGGAAAUAGAACGAGAAGUUAACGAAGCGGUAAUGCGCGAAUAUUUACAAAGAGUGUAUUCGAAUAUCUUGUCACAUCCGGACAUACUAGCACUUGGCGAGGGUAUCGCUCAAUUGCUAGUUCAACAGGCGCAAUCGGUCGUAUUGAUGCACCGAGCGGUGGAGAAUGUGCAACGGAAGCUAUCGCAAACCAAAGAAUCUCUGCGACAACGUAUCGAGAGCGAACAUCCGGUUCUGUCGCGGAUACAGCCGUGGAUGCGCGAUCGCAUGCGGGAGGCCGAGGAGAAUUUUAUCGAGGAGUGCGAAUGGAGCGCACAUGAGGAGGCUCUCGCGCUCUGCAAUCAUCAGAAUCUCACUCAGACCGUAUACUUCCUCAAUCGCGAUUUAACUUUCAUGAAAGAGAGAGAGCCAGUCCUGUUAAAAGAAUUGCGAAAGGUGAAAACGCCGACGAGAACUUUCCAAUGGCCGACGCAAAUUUGGUUACCGAAGAACUGGAUAAUAAGACGCAAUUUCCAAGGUCAAUCCGAGAUAAUACCAACCGUACUCAGCAAUACUCCGACUUCUAUUACGACGCCUCGCGCUGAUCCCAGCCAGCCUGUCUUCUUGGUUGAAAGAGAGAUUGUACACACAACUACAACAAGGUGGCCAAUGUGGCGUUGGAUAAAUUACAUCGCCAGAACAUGGUGUUGGACUUGGAACGCAAUGUUUCUGUUGGGUGUAGCUGUACCAUGGUGCAGUCCAGUGUCUUUCCGCGCUUUACUGCUGGUGCAACCGUUUACUCCUGAUCUGGAAUUGAGUCAACUAAAUGGAACAUUGUUUCCAAGAAAAUCGUCACAAAUGCCUACACUUUGUUCCCGACUAAUAGCGCUUUGGAGACACAUCAGUAAAAGCCGAACGCAUUUUGAGACUGAACCAGACACAGGAUUCAUUGGUAAAGGUAUGACCAGACAUCUUAACAGGCUGUGGAACUACGGUGCAAAGGGUCUAUUGGGCACGCUUAUCAUCUUGUUUAUAUUUCCCGUAAUAUGUGUUUUAGCGAGCGUUAGUUCGUUAAUUAUUGCUCUCACUGCGAUCCUUUGGAUGCCUCUGAUCACAUUGACGCUUCAUGGAUUCAUGGCACUCAUUAUGGAUCUGGAUAGUCCUGAGCCGAGCCGCAAUCGAUAUCUCGUAGUGAUGGAAGCGUUGGUUUGGAACAUUGGUAUUCAAGGUUGCCUGCAGCCAAUAGCGGCGUUAUUCGUAGCCCUUGUCCUGUGUCCGAUCAUCUCAUUCGUGAUACUUACAAUUGCUGUGAUACGUUAUUGGGUUAGAGUAUUCUGGGAUACAGCCAUGUUCCAUCUAGUGAUCAAAAAUAGAGGACGAAUACCAGCGAGCGAUAGCUUCGUAGUAAAGAGAAUAGCUGGACCGGGACUAGCUUCGGAUUAUUAUUAUCAAAUAAGAGCAGAACAAGCGUUGGCCGCGUUCGAAGCAAAAUUAGAAUUGGACGAAUUGUUGGCGUUCCAGCAAGAGAUCGAGAGAUUAAUUACUCAACCGCAGAGAGAUUUCACUCAAUUUGUUGAAGCCUGUUUCGGUCCGUUCGCCGCUAGUCUCGCCAAGACAAAGGACCCGUACAAAUCGCUCGAGAAAGAAGCCAAAGAUCUAAUCGCCGUAUUACAUGAGAAAUUGGACCGACGAAGAAAAAAUUUGCAGACGGGUCUCGGCGUCGCAGUGAGGAGUAAGAUAAAAUUGACCACUUUUGACUUGAAGGUAGUCAUACAGCAAGGCGCGUUGAUGUUGGAACGUCUCUAUCCCACUCACGUUUUCGCGAGAUUGCCUGGCAAUGAAGAAGACUUCUGGGAAAACAAAGGUUUAGGAGUAUGCGAUUGGGCGGGUCUGGCAGGGCUUAUGUAUGCCGAUAUCUUUAGUUUGGACUUCCUACAACCGCUCGACGAUUCCGACACGAAAUUCAGAUUGGAGCCACAUCCAGGAGUCGAUCUGUCACGGUACACGGAUAUGGUACACAGUACCGAGCUCGGUGGCAUUAAUGGACCCGAUUUACUCGGCGCUGUUUACGCACCACGCGGAAACAUUCAAGUUCAUAGUCCGUAUCUCGAAGUGUCCGCUUUUAACCCGAGAGCUAAGCAAGCUAGCAAUAGCAGAAAAUCCGACAAGCGAUGUGACACCAGCGGCCUGCUGACGUCGACAAAGAUCCGAAGGCGCACGAUGACGAGCGAAAAUAACUCGGAAGGACGGUGGCAACCAUGGAAACGUCAAAUCCAUCCGUACAGCGCGGAGAAAUUGGUGAUUCCUCUGCCGAUUCCGCAUCCGGCUCACAUAGCAGUGACCAUCCACAAUCGUGACUCGGAGGAUCCAAUUCCGCUCGACUCGGAAUUGUGUCAGAACAUUUUGCGAGCCAUCGAGGAAUCGCCCGGGGAAAUGGCGACGGAAUACGUCAGCCGAUACAGAGGCGGCGGCGGCGAUUCCAGCUUCGAUUCCGUUGCAUCGCAGUCAUCAAUCUCAAUCGAUACCGGUUUGGACAAAGAGAAUGAAACGACUCAGGAGACCGCCGCGGCGAACGCGAACGAGAAAGAGAGUGAGACCUACCACUGGACCCUAUCGAAUUGGGGCGGUGGUAUGACGCGAAGACGGAACAAUUCUGGAUCCAUAAAGGUCGAUCUUGCGUCACCGGAGGACGUCACCCUCGACACAGAUACCACCAGAGUGAUGUUCAGCACGUACGGAACAACUGUCUAAAUUAAGUACACCGUUAUAUGCGCCGAAUAAAAAUGGUUAUCUCGUCGUCGCGUUUGUAGAUGACGUUAAAAAAAAGAUAAAAGAAAAAAAAAAGAAGAAAAGCUCCGCAACUUUAGCGAACCUGAUCUUAGAGAACAGCCUUUGCCAUCCAAGAUGACGCGAUGCAAUAUUAAAUAUUCGCAUAGCCACCUUCAGCUAGAAGUAAUGCGGAUUAAUCUUAAAUAUAUAGAGUUAAGUGUUUGCCAAUGGAUUCAUAAUUUUAAUCACAAGUGCAAAUUUGAAGCGAAAUCUUCGAGGGAAGAGCACGUUUUCAGAUUAAUUGUCCUAUAAAUACAUAUAUAUUACAAUCGAAUGAUUAUCGAUGAAUUAUAAAUUAUUUAUAUUGUCAAAAAAUUUUAUCUAAGAAUCCGUUAGGCAGAUAUUAUUCAAAGUUACAUGUUCGGUACCGGAAGAUACGAAACUUUGAUUAUUGAACAGAUAUUUAACGAGGAAUGCUGAGCGAUUAAGAUUCCAAGAUUUCGUUAUUACAAAGUCGGAAUUUUUAAGAUUAUGAGAAAGAAUACACACACACACACACACACACAUACACACACACACACACACACAUAUAUAUAUAUAGAAGAGAGAAGAAAGAACAAAGGAUAUUCCAGAUUUUAGUGUAGCAGAUAAGAUUAGGUCUCUCUCUUUAAUAUUACGUUAAUUAAAAACGAAUGCGACAUUCAUAUUGAUACACUGUAUAUAGAUAGCUAAUUGUAUAAAAAUAAACUUGUUAAUGUAAUAUUACUCCGAAUAAAAUUUUCUGUUUAUGACGGGGGCUAAACGGUAAUAAGCCGGCGAAGAGAAUAUAUGCUUGCGAUUGUUCAAUCGUUUAACAUUUAAAAUACGACGUAUAUAGCUAUAUAUUGUAAGCAUGCGCUUGCGACGAUCAUGUCACUGCGAGUCGACUCGCAGAGUGAAUUUCAGUCGCGAAGGUAGUCCAAGCGCUAUCGAUUACGUUAAAUUCGACAAUGUACAAGCGUAAUUCGAUUAUCAUAAAUAUUAACACCCGUGUAACUUAUUUGACGAAUACGCCCCGAACAGGGAAAAUACUUUAAUGUCCCUCCAGCGUCUCUCUAUCUCAGUGUACAUUUUAUUUUACUAAUAAAAUUGCAAUAGAUGUUAGCAUGGAAUCUCGAGAUUGACUCCGAACGGCAGCGCGCCGUUCGUACGAUAGAAAAAGAGAAAUGAAAAAUCGUAUCGAAUGUAUUAUCGAGACAGGAUAGCGAGAUACGGCGACGCGACGCUGACUAACUCCAACGCUAUUCAGACUCAAUAAAAAUUUACUGUAAUACAAAAU